CCCGUCUGUGUUGACAGUAGCGUCCUGAGUGCCUGCAGAGUAUUUUGAUGUAAACGAAAUACUUUGGUGGUUUGAAGUGAAUUAGACGAGUAAUGUUGAAGGAAUUAAUGGUGGAUGAUCAGCUUUUGUCUACUCUGUUGUUUAAACGAUAUUUAAGUGGUAUUUUUUUUUUUAGCCAACAUUAGGACAACAUAGGAAUCAGUACUUUUCCCCCAAGAAACAUUUAUCCAGCAAACUUUUUGUCCAUCUGCCUUUUAACUGGGUCUAGUUGAAGUGAACUGACUAAAGUGAAACCCAGUAGGCCCAGCGGGGAGCAGUACAGGCAGGACACAAGAUGCCUCUGUUCUUCAGAAAGAAGAAACCCAGUGAUGAAUCCCAGAAGAGACUUGAGUAUCAGCUGUGUCGGUCUAAAGAGGCAGGAGCCGAUGACAUCCUGGAUAUCUCAGCUUGUGAGCUCUCAGAGGUUCCUACAAGUGCCAUUUCCAUUUGCAAGAUUGUACAGAAGAAGGUCCUCAUCGUACACAACAACCAGCUUAGGUCACUGCUUCCCAAAGGAAGUGAUAUCCUCUCUCUCGCCACUCUAAAGGUUUUGGAUUUGCAUGAUAAUAAGCUUAGUUCACUUCCAGAAGACAUUGGGAAGCUGGCCACAUUGCAGGUUUUAAAUGUUGAAAAAAAUCGUUUGAAAGUCCUUCCAGACUCCAUUGGGGACCUGAAGCUGCUGCAGACACUCAAUUUAAAAGGAAACUGUGUUAGUGAACUGCCGUCGUCUAUAAGCUCUCUGUGCAGCUUGCGUACCCUUGAUGUGAGUGACAACCUCAUAAUACAGCUUCCCAAAACCUUCGCUUAUAUUCGCACACUGGAGAGCAUUACACUUGAUGCAGCCACUAUGACCCAUCCCCCUGCAUCUGUGUGCAUGGAAGGUACGGAGAGCAUCCAGAACUUCUUGUGCGCUGAACUGGGAGAGGAUUAUUGCCCUCCAUCCCAGUAUCUCCUGCCAGUGCUGGAAAGUGACUGCGGGAAGCAAGACUCAGACUGUGUGGACAGCAUGGAUGAGGCCUGGCAGACUAAAUUCAGUGAUUAUGAAAAGAGAAAGUUGCAGAAACAGCGGGAAAAGCUGGCUUUCGAGCGGCACAGAGAAGAGAAGCAAAACGAGCACACCCAGCUUCUACUCAUGAACACCUCUCGUAAAGUAAACAUCCUCAACUCUGUUCGCCAGGAGCAGGAGCGCUUGGAGCAAGGGGUCAGCAUGCAACAGAGAGCCCAGGAGACUGAGAGGGUGCUGCUGUUGGAGAAAGUGAGACAAGCUGAAGACAACAUCAGCUGUCGCAUUAGCAACAUACUGGUGGAUGACAACCGGCAGAAAAAGAGUGCUGAGUUUCUUCAGGCUUUGGAGGAAGAUCGAAUCCGCAUGGAACAUUUGACUGCCAUCACACAGGAAGAAACCAACUCUUUGAGGAAGCGAGAGGUGGCCGCGGCCAUGCAGAAGAUGCUGUCAGACAGCUGUGCUGUGAGCCUCCUCCAAGAGGCCAGUGACUAUCGCAGACGGAGCCUUGUCUCUGAGGCCUACAGAAGUAUGGAGAAUCUGGAGAGAAAGUUUGAUAGGAUGUUGUCCCUCCAAGUUCUAGACAAAUCGAAAGCCAUUUCUCACAUUUUACAGGAGGAAGAGAUGCAGAAAGCAGCAUUCCAAGCUCUACAGUUACAGAAAGACUCUGUACACGGUUACAUCCGCAGCCAGAUCAAGCUCAUAGAGGGAGAAUUAAUGCAGCUGACAAAACUGGAGGUUAAAAGACGCAGUCUGGAUGCUGAAAACCUGCAGGAGGUGCUAGUGGAACAACGCACGGCUCUUGGUGAUUUGCUGCAGCAACUACUGAAACAGAAGCACCAGAGAGAGCAAGAGCUGCAGCAGGUUCUGGUGGAAAUGGAGCUGAAGUCGGAAUCCAACCAGCAGAACUACUGGAUGAUUCAGUACCAGAGAUUGCUGGAUGCUAAGCCCUUGUCUUUACGCAUGCAGGAAGCAGGUGUGGAAAAAGAGCUUGUAAAUCUACUGUGUAAACUGUCAGCUCAACAUUAUCUGCCCAUUAUGGCUCACCACCGUGUAACAACAGAGGCCCUUCGUCACAUGAACCCCUCUGACCUAAAGAAGCUUGGCAUUAAUGAAAUUGGCAUCCAGAAAGCUCUUCUGAAAUGGGCCCAGGAACACCUGCCUGAAGGUGCCUGUAAGAUGGUCGAGCAGAGCGAGGAAACUGAAGUCAUCCCGUCAGAGCCAUCUUUCUUCUUCCCUCCAAUUCCCGACACCUCUAGCAUCAUGACACCCAGCCCACCACUGACUCCCGGUACCCCUAUCACCCCAUCAGCACCCAGCCCUGUGGAAGGACCAGGGGGCUCAGAGUGUGUGGUCUGCAUGGAGACCACGGCUCAGGUCAUCUUUUUGCCAUGCGGCCAUGUUUGCUGUUGUCAGGUGUGCAGCGGCGCCAUGCAGAACUGCCCUCUGUGUCGAAGCGCCUUAGCCCAGCGCAUACGCCUCUACCACAGUUAGAACCCGCUUUUAUUAGUUGUGCAUGACUGCCAUGCUGCUGUGUACACGUGCUUGAGGCAGUUUUCCUGUACUAACCAAAAAUAUUUCUAUGAUAUUUAUGUCCACACCCCCACAGACUCACAUGGACACAAGUGUUUGUCGACAUAUACAGGACUGACUUAAACGGACUUCACUGCACUUUUGCAAAACAUUUCAGCAUUUCGUUGGUUUGUUAAAUCAUGAAAAUGUGAGUAUUCAAUGUUGUGUCUAUGGAUGUUCUCAUUCAUCCCGGUCAUUGUAUUCUCAGGGGUUUCAAUCGACAGCAACUGGACUGUUUAGUUUGUCUUAAAAGUCGUUUCGACUCUCAUCCGGCAGGCUUCAUCAGUUCAUUCUAAUAGACUUAGAUUGGUCAGAUCUAGUCUUAAGGCUGGUGUCAAAGCCCCAACUAUGUAUCCUCUAACCCAGGGGUCGUUGAAAGAGCCAUAUUGGACCACAAAUAAAAAAAAACAAAUCUGUCUGGAGCCGCAAAAAAUGAAAAGCCUUAAAUAAGUGUUAUAAUAAAGGCAACGCAUGAUGUAAGUGUCUAUAUCAAGAUACAGGUGAUGGAAUUCCUGCUGGGCAUUGCUGCCUGACGCACCUCCUCCAGUGGCUUUUGAACAGGUGUGCUGUGACUGUGGGCAUAAACGUGUCAUCAGUUAGUUAUAUUAGCCUGACUAUGUGUUGCAAAUCUUUGUUGACAGAAAUGUUCAAAUGUAAUAUUUAUUCUACACAUUUUUACAACAUUGGAAAACAUAAGUAAAACUUAUCAGAGGGUGAAAUAAUUCCUGGAAAUGACUGUCUUAGAAUGGCCGAAGGUAUAGAUGUUUGUGUCCAAGUUAAAGGAAACACAUGGAUUUAUUACAAUCUUUGCAAGCUGAGUAACGUUUGCUGUGGUCUGGAACAACAUGGCACAAAAAACAACUAUCAGAAAUGCAGCCAAUAUUACAUACAGAUAAUGUGCCAUGAGACAUGCAAAUAUAAAUUAAAUACACAGAGGACAUAAGUAAAGGAAAUUAAAUGAGCUCAAACAAGGCAUCAUGGUUCUAGCCCACAUAGCAUGUUAGCAUGGGUUAGCUUGCAGUCAUGCAGUGACCAAAUAUGUCUGAUUAGCACUCCACACAAGUCCAUAACAUCAACAAAGCUCACCUUUUGUGCGUUCACGCACAGCAUAAAACGUUUGGUGGACAAGAUGAGACAAAAGAGUGGCAUAAAACACGUCUUUCUGUGGCAGCGUCUGAGAGAGUAAACAAAUGGUGAGUUCAAGGACCGCGGAAAUUAAUAGGACAAAACGGCGCUCGCCAAAUACUCUGAUCGGUGAACCAUGUUUAAUAUAAACAGUGGGAUUUCUAACAAUUCAAAAGGUUUGAGUCAUGUUUGUCCUCCUACAGAAACCAUAUUAAAACAAACUUUUUCCAUUUUCGUACAUUUUUGAAAAAGCUCCAGGUAGCCACUCGGGCAGCGCUAAAGAGCCGCCGUGUGUUGCCAACCCCUGCUCUAACCAGAGAAGGGCGUGCUCAGACAAGGAUGGUUUUGCUCUAUUGUGGUGAAAAAAAACCAUGUUAUUCCAUUUAGUUGUAUGAAAGGCACAAGGAGGACACUUUGAACCAGAAAGUUCCUACUGAAUCUCCUGUUUUUUGUUGGAGGCUAAAAUUGUCUUUUAGAAAUGAAAUAGUUUAAAUAUUGUGUUGAUUGUUGCACUGCCUUCCUGUGUUUUUCUGUUGAUUAUAAUUGUGAAUAAAAUGACCAAUAUUGCCCCUGUAACUACAACGUGUUGGAUCGAUGCCCAAAUCUAUGGUACGACCCACUACUAUAGUUCACUUCCCAAACAGUAAAGUGAUUUAGUUUUUUUUUCAGAACAUAAAAGUCAAUAACACUUACCACAAAUAAGUCAUAAAAUGUACAGUUAAUACAUAUGAUCGUAUUGGCUUAACUCACUUAUGAUGGAUCAGUAAGGAUGGGUACCAAUUCCCAGUACCUGGCAAACGAUACUAGUACUCAACGGUACCAAUUUUCUGUACUUAAGUGUGUGUUAAUAAAUAUUAAUAAUUUUUGAUAAUAAAAUCUAAUUUUUUAUUGCAACAUUUA
Molecule: messenger RNA, 4639 nt
Organism: Nerophis lumbriciformis (worm pipefish)
Lineage: Eukaryota; Metazoa; Chordata; Actinopteri; Syngnathiformes; Syngnathidae
Gene: lrsam1
Product: leucine rich repeat and sterile alpha motif containing 1
Cellular component (GO): cytoplasm
Molecular function (GO): protein binding
Source: RefSeq, a predicted model, not a curated record